Molecule: messenger RNA, 540 nt
Organism: Salvia hispanica
Lineage: Eukaryota; Viridiplantae; Streptophyta; Magnoliopsida; Lamiales; Lamiaceae
Source: RefSeq, a predicted model, not a curated record
UCACUCUCUGACCUCUCAUCACUCUCCCCUUCCUCCUCCUCUCCAAUGCUUUUUCUCGGCAUGAGAAAUCUCUCCAUCGCCCACAAUAAUGUCGCACCAGAAAACUGGGGCUUCACCUCCUCCCAUUCCGGCGCCAAUCAUCUCAUCGAUCUCAACGCCGCUGUUGAAUCCGACGAUCAGGAUUUCUCCGACAUGCAUUCCCACGGCGGCGGCAAGGCCAAGCUCUGCGCCAGAGGCCAUUGGCGCCCCGCCGAGGACACCAAACUCAAGGAGCUCAUUGCUCUCUACGGCCACCAAAAUAGGAAUCUUAAUAAUUGGACGGAAGAUCUGGGAAAAGCUGCAUGCUGCGGUGGUUCAACCAGCUGAACCCGAGGAUAAACCGGCGGGCGUUCACGGAGGAGGAAGAGAGGCUGACGGCGGCGCACCGGUUGUAUGUAUUUUGAAGGAUUUUGAAGGAUUUUUGUUGGAAAUCAUAGCGGUAGAUUGAAGGAAUUUUUCGGAGUGGAGAAGAACGGAUGGAGAACUGUGUUGUAUGUAUAG